This is a messenger RNA of Ascochyta rabiei, 639 nucleotides long. RefSeq names its product DNA replication protein psf1. Gene Ontology annotation, biological process: DNA replication; DNA strand elongation involved in mitotic DNA replication. Gene Ontology annotation, cellular component: GINS complex. The coding region runs from base 1 to 639 and encodes 212 amino acids. The record is from RefSeq and is a predicted model, not a curated record. The transcript has 3 exons. Lineage: Eukaryota; Fungi; Ascomycota; Dothideomycetes; Pleosporales; Didymellaceae.
AUGUACGGCGAGACGGCCAACAAGCUGGUCCAGAAUGCCAAACGCACACUCGCGCUGCCCCACCUGCCCCCUUACCAGUCAGAACUCAUCAGAUCUGUCGUGCGAGAGGUGCGGGACCUGGACCAAGAUGUAGCCUCGCUCCUGGCGCCAUACUCGGGCUCCUUCAACCCCUCGUCGUCCCCCGAGACAGCAUGCGCCUUGCUCGUCAACCACCUGUGCAUGCGGCGCGAUAAGCGAUGCUUGCUCGCGUACCACAAGGUGCGCAGCGACAAGCUCGAGGAGUACUGUUGGAACGGCGUGGACGUACUCGAGCAGCAGGCCCAAAAGGCAAACGGCAACGGUGCAGGCGAGGGCGGCGCGGCUGGCGCAGAGAGCAGUCUGUCGCCGGAAGAGGAGGAGUACGUGCGGCAGUACAGUGAUUUGCUGGCUGCGUACAAGGGCCAAUGGACAGACAUCGAUCUGACCGGGAGCCUGGAACCGCCAAAAGACUUAUUCAUCGAUGUGCGGGUACUGAAAGAUGCUGGCGAGAUCCAGACAGAGUAUGGUUCCAUCACGUUGACAAAGAACAGCCAGUUCUACGUUCGCCAUGGCGACGUUGAGCGGUUGAUCCAACAAGGCUAUCUGCAGCGGCUGAGCUGA